Molecule: messenger RNA, 1990 nt
Organism: Medicago truncatula (barrel medic)
Lineage: Eukaryota; Viridiplantae; Streptophyta; Magnoliopsida; Fabales; Fabaceae
Exons: 4
Coding region: 69-1751 (560 amino acids)
Biological process (GO): regulation of starch metabolic process; starch metabolic process
Cellular component (GO): chloroplast stroma; starch grain
Molecular function (GO): starch binding
Source: RefSeq, a predicted model, not a curated record
UCCUUCACUUCACUACACACAAAUUUUCCACCAUUCACCAUUCUCAGUACAGUCACAAACUCCAUGCAAUGGCGACCCACCUGAAACCCUUCACCACAACCACACCAUACAGAUCAUUCCACCAUCUCCACCACAACCACCACCGAAACCAGCCAUCUUCAAAACCAACAAGAUGGGUUCAAAUUCGAGCAACCUCAUCAUCAUACCUCGAAAUGUGGAAGAAAGCCAUAGAACGAGAAAGAAACACAACCAACUUCAACAAACUCGCCGCUUCGAACGACAGCGGCGUGGAAGAGAAUUUAGAGAAGAAAACUCAAGACUUUCAGAAGCUUCUAGAGGUUUCGAGUGAGGAACGUGAUAGGAUUCAGAGGUUACAGGUUAUUGAUCGUGCUUCUGCUGCAAUUGCUGCUGCUAGAGCGCUUCUUAAGGAUGCUAAUAGCAACAGUGUUCGUUCUGAUGGAGAUAUGUUACAAAAAUAUGAAUCAGAUUCAGGAAAGAAGAAUGACAGUAUUUUUGUGCGAGAGUCCGGAACACAAAAUGGGACUCUUUUUGUGCCAAAGUCAGGAACACAGAAAGAUGGUAUCCCAGGUCCUGAUUUUUGGUCAUGGACACCCCCGGUGGAUAGUGACGUUCCUUCAAAUGAUGCUAAUGGGUUGAAGUUAGAUACCAAGUCUUCAGUUAAUCCAACAUUGUCCAAUCCUGUUAUCGAGAAGGAAAGGUCAUCGCAGUCUCUCUUGAUUCCAUUUGAGAGUUUACUUACUCAAAGCAAAAACUUUCCUACACUUCCACCACUCCAGUCAUCUUUAGAGGUUCAAACCUCUUCUUCAAAUGUAGAGUCUCCUUCUGUGGAAGAGGAAAAGAAACGCGAUGCGUUAUCUUCCGACCAUGCGGCAGAAGUAGUUCGAGCCCUUGAAGUGGACAGUAAAUCAUCACCUAUUGGUGUGAAUCCUGAUGGAACAAGAUGGUGGAGAGAGAUGGGAAUUGAGCAAAGACCUGAUGGUGUCAUUUGUAGGUGGACAGUGAUCAGAGGUGUUAGUGCUGACAAAGCUUUAGAGUGGCAAGAGAAGUUUUGGGAGGCUUCUGAUGAGUUUGGCUAUAAGGAACUUGGUUCUGAGAAAUCUGGACGUGAUGCAAAUGGAAAUGUUUGGCGUGAAUUUUGGAGAGAAUCCAUGCGUCAGGAAAACGGGCUAAUGCAUAUGGAGAAAACUGCAGAUAAAUGGGGAAGAAAUGGUAAAGGUGACGAGUGGCAGGAAAAAUGGUUUGAACACUACAAUGCAUCUGGUCAAGCUGAGAAAUGGGCACACAAAUGGUGCAGUAUUGACCCAAACACACCCCUCGAUGCUGGGCAUGCUCAUGUCUGGCACGAAAGGUGGGGUGAAACAUAUGACGGGUAUGGUGGCAGCAUAAAAUACACUGACAAAUGGGCUGAGCGUUCAACAGAUGGUGGAUGGGAGAAAUGGGGCGACAAAUGGGAUGAAAAUUUUGAUCUAAAUGCUCAUGGCAUCAAGCAGGGAGAGACAUGGUGGGAAGGUAAGCACGGAGAGCGCUGGAACCGGACCUGGGGUGAGCAACACAAUGGUUCUGGAUGGGUUCACAAGUACGGAAAGAGCAGUAGUGGUGAACAUUGGGACACGCACGAAAUGCAAGAUACUUGGUAUGAAAGAUUCCCUCAUUUUGGUUUCUUUCACUGCUUUGAAAACUCAGUUCAGCUCAGGGAAGUACAAAAACCUUCGGAAAGGCAAGAACCCUAAUUUGCCGAAACCAUAUGAAAUAUAGGAACUUUAAUUUAAGUUAUAGUAUACUGAGUAUAUGAUUGAUCAUAUCAAGCUCUUCUGAAAGUCUAAGGAAUGAAUGGUGUGUAAUAAUGAUAUAAUAUGCAUACUUACAAUUUAUGCAGAAAGUGGCUUUUGCAAUAUGUAUCAAGUUAGUGAUCAGUAACAAAUGAACAAUGUGAAAUAUAAUGAUAUAAUAUGCAGCCAAAUUAAGACAA